CUGGAGACGGUAACACCAGUGGCAACGCCAUUUUUGUUGGCCCUUUAUUUUUGUGUUUUAAGAUUUCUUUUAAUUUUUAUAAGUUUUAACCAAUUAUUCGGAGAACUGAUAACUACAUAGCUAUGGCGAAUGCGGUGGUGGACGAGGAAACGCUGGAGGCAAUGGUCUACGAGCGCUCUAAGGCCUGGUCCAGUAAAAUGGCGGAUUUUGCCAGUUUGGAAGACGGCAUGGAGAUAGAUGUGGCUGAGUUCGACAACUUGUUCCACGGCGAGGACGAGGACCCUGAAAUGGAUGACGUGGCUAAGGAGGCUGUGGAGGACAAUGUGCCCGACGAGGCAAAGCUUGAAAUGGGCCACAUCAACGCCACCAGCGUUACGGAACUGACACUGAUCCUUUGCGCCAGUGAGGACAACGAGGCAAAGGCGGAGAUCGAGGAAAUCCUUAAUCAAACGGUGCCGGUGGUCGAGGAGCACAAGCGCAAGUGGCGGGAGGCGGGACUGGAUCGCAUUCUGGACACUUUUGAUGAAAAGCAGAUCGAACACCAUGUGGGCCGCUGGAUGCGAAGGCACAACAGCGUCUACUUGGAGGCCUCACCGCCAAAGUACCACCCACCGCAACACAACUCAAUCUCAGACGAAAGCGACGAAUCGAUGCACUCCAUCGACACGGCUCGCUACAUCCAGCAGAGUCGCCGGCGCAAUGCUCACAUGACCAACAAGAACUCCAACAUGACCACCAUCAAGAUGUACCGUAAACAUUCUCACAAACGAGACGAGUUGCGGGCAAAGUACGCCUACGGUGACGAGCAGGAGCAUCGUCACCACAUGCAGGCGGUGUUGCUUCGCCGACGUGAGAGGGAGCGCCAGCUGGCCUACCUGGCGUCGACGCCGAUGCAAUGCGUCUACUCCAGCGGCCAUCAUAUGAGACGCAAGAAUCUGCGUAAGCGGCGCAUAAACUCCUGGAUAUUUGACUCGGCAUCCAGCAGCGAGGAGGAUACAUCAUUCGGCGGCUGCGACUGCCAUUCCUGCCGGAGGCAUUACGCUCUGUCUAGAAGUGUCUACCAGUCCUGCCCGUACGGCAGGGGUCAACGCGAGUACCACCAUCGCCAGAUGGCAUCUCGAACCAUGCACACUAUGCGCCGCCAACACACCUUCGAUAUGGAAAUGGACUUGAGACCAAGGCUGCCGGAGAACGAGUGUAGUUGCUGCAAUAGUGACCGCUUAUGCUCCAAUGUCAUUCACAUUGCCAAUAGCUCAACCGAAGAGUGGGUGGUGGAGAACAGAAGUAAUCAUUUGACCCAGGAGUCACCGGAAAAGACUAGGAAGCAAAAGCACCAUCCGCUGGAUGCCAGGAAAAUUAGUCAUCAAUCCGUUCGCUCCAAAGGUCACGAACAAAAACCACUCAGUUCAAAAGCUACCUCUGCUUCCAAAUUGGUCUUAUCGAAAGAAAAGUAUAUGCAAAUGUUUGAUAGUGAGUCUUCCGAUGAAGAUAACGCGUUGGCAAAAAAAGGAUUGCUAUGCUGUUCGGAUAAAAAAAAAGGAAUUACAUGUCCAACUCCAAAGGCCGCUGGUAAGAUUACCCAUCUUACUUCCUCGACGAAGAAGGCUUUAAGAAAAGAAGCGCGUCCCAAUGGUUUGGCACAAAUCCAGGAAGAGGGGCCGACUGCAACGAAGGCUCCAAUUGAAUCCAUUUAUCUUCCAGUUCCUCAUAUGAAAAGCGUAUCUGAUGACGGAGCAAGUGAUACAUCUGCAGCAUUAGAAUCUCCAGCAAAGAAAGCGCCUAAGAGGGCUUUUAGGGAAACUUCACCACUCAAAGAAAAAGAAUUGCAGCAGCAUAUAGCAACAAUCCCUGUAGUUGUGGAUCAUAUUGGAAGAGUAUCUUUCGACGACAGAAAUGAGGAAGUCAUGCACGUGGAGAAGUCAUCGACUAAGACUGCCGUUGAAAAGUCUACCAAACAGAAAAGGGUUGCUGUCAAAAAGUCAAAAAUUCCGAAGACCAUUAUUACUAACAACGAAAUCCUGGAAAAAAACAGCACUCAAACCGAAUCUGAAAAACGAGUUGCAGCUAAGGAAAAAAAGAAGUUAGUUGGAAAGAUAGGUGCGACCGGAAAACCGUCUACUCCGAGAUUGAAAAAGUCAGAAAAAACGAAAACAACUUCUACUGUGACUUCGACUUCGAAGUUAGAGCAAGUCAUUGAAGAGACGGCCGAUGUAUCAUCAGAAGUACUGGCAAAACCUAAAUCAGGAGGUUUAACUACGGCAAGCAUUUUAAAGCAAGGUGAUGAUGGGGCAUCAAACUCGGAGGAUGAUCUGCAACGAGCCCUGGCUAUGUCGAAGGCCAUCUACAAGGAGGAACAACAGAAGCGCAGGAAAACAAAAAGAGAGCCCCCUAAUAAGCAGCCCCAAUCACCUGCAGAGAAAUCAAUGCCGGUAUUCAACAAUCAGAGCGUAGCGUGCAACUCCACAGCUCUGGCCAACGACACUGCUUGUUACCGCGUGCUUCCCAAGAGACGAGGUGUCAAGAGGGCAGCCGCUGUAAGCACUACGGAGGAGAAGACAGCGACGAACAGCUCGAGCUCCCCAACGAGCAGUUUGGAAGAGAUGGGCAGCCCCACGGGCGGGGAUCCUGACUGCACUGUAGUUACGUCUACCACUGGAUGCGAACCGCCUGCAAGUGAGCGACCAGAGAUUCCAGCGACCAUCAAGAUCACCAAGCGCGGCAUUCUGCUGCACAGUCCUUCCACACCGGAAGGCGCCAACUUCACACUGACCGAGCAGGGACUCGGAAAGAUUAUUGGAGAACGUUGGGCCCGCAAGUACCUGAAGUACCACAUCGGCAGUCGGAGCUUUGAUAGCCGACACUCGGUUUACUAUCAGCCGACUCCCCAACUCGCCGCUGCUCUCAGUUCUCCGCAGGCUGAACUGAACCUCGGGAACAUCUCGGGCUCCAGUGCCAGCGAUGAUGACAUCUUCGAUCAAAUCAAUCGAUAUGGAACGGUGUACAGCAUACUCGAGAAUGAUUCCGGCGACAAGUGAUUAAGUAGUUAAGUUUCACAUUCAGACCUAUUUCUUAAAUAUAUUAAGUUCAUGUUUUGGUUGUACAUGACGGAUUUCUUGGUGGUGUUAAACACAUCCUUGCAUAAGAAAUUAUAUAAGAAAAAUUGUUUUUAAUUCAUUUUUUGUGUUUUGAUUUAUUUCACGUAAAUUACAUGAUCGAUAGUGAUAAUAGAAAACAUAAUACGUCAUAAUCAUUUUAAUCAUCAUAAAUUUUUCGCUUAAGUAUUAAAUAAUUGUUUAAGAGAUUUAUUCGCAUUGCAAUAGUAAUUCUUGUGUGUCGAAGUUGUGCUUAAGUUCGUUUCCAUGAAGUCUAUCAAAAUUCAUAUCGGCUAUUGUUAAUUUUAUGUAUUCACAAGAAAA
Molecule: messenger RNA, 3416 nt
Organism: Drosophila mauritiana
Lineage: Eukaryota; Metazoa; Arthropoda; Insecta; Diptera; Drosophilidae
Gene: cal1
Exons: 2
Coding region: 123-3035 (970 amino acids)
Source: RefSeq, a predicted model, not a curated record